Molecule: messenger RNA, 1847 nt
Organism: Grammomys surdaster
Lineage: Eukaryota; Metazoa; Chordata; Mammalia; Rodentia; Muridae
Gene: Isyna1
Product: inositol-3-phosphate synthase 1
Exons: 11
Coding region: 100-1773 (557 amino acids)
Biological process (GO): inositol biosynthetic process; phospholipid biosynthetic process
Cellular component (GO): cytoplasm
Molecular function (GO): inositol-3-phosphate synthase activity
Source: RefSeq, a predicted model, not a curated record
CCGGGGCGUGGCAUCGGCUCUUUUCUUCGCUGCCCGCGAGCCCUAGGGCCCACGCUGUCGGCUGCCGCAGUCUGGUCCAACUCUGAGCCGCUCGCCGCGAUGGAGCCCGCCGCCGAGAUCCUGGUGGACUGCCCGGACGUGGUCUACAGCCCCGAAGCCAUCGAGGCGCGCUACGAGUACCGGACAACGCGCGUCAGCCGCGAGGGCGGCGUGCUGCGGGUGCAGCCCACGACUACGCGUUUCACCUUCCGCACCGCCCGGCAGGUGCCCCGGCUUGGGGUCAUGUUGGUCGGCUGGGGCGGAAACAACGGCUCCACGCUCACUGCGGCUGUUCUAGCCAACCGGCUGCGCCUGACCUGGCCCACGCGCACGGGUCGCAAGGAGGCAAACUAUUAUGGCUCGUUGACCCAGGCGGGCACCGUGAACUUGGGUCUGGAUGGGAACGGCCAGGAAGUGUUUGUGCCCUUCAGUGCGCUGCUACCCAUGGUGUCCCCCAACGACCUGGUGUUUGACGGCUGGGAUAUCUCGUCUCUGAACCUGGCCGAGGCGAUGCGGCGCGCACAGGUCCUAGACUGCGGUCUGCAGGAACAGCUGUGGCCACACAUGGAGAGCCUGCGUCCGCGGCCCUCAGUCUACAUUCCUGAGUUCAUCGCUGCCAACCAGACAGCACGUGCGGACAACCUCAUCCCUGGCACACGUGCCCAACAGUUGGAGCAAAUCCGAAAGGACAUUAGAGACUUCCGAUCCAGUGCCGGAUUAGACAAGGUCAUCGUGCUGUGGACCGCCAAUACCGAGCGCUUCUGCGAGGUGGUCCCGGGUCGCAAUGACACAGCUGAAAACUUGCUGCAUACUAUCCAGCUUGGCCUGGAGGUGUCACCGUCCACACUUUUUGCUGUGGCCAGCAUCCUGGAGGGCUGCGCCUUCCUCAACGGGUCCCCACAGAACACACUGGUGCCCGGUGCCCUGGAGCUGGCUUCGCAGCGCCAUGUGUUCGUAGGUGGUGACGACUUCAAGUCAGGGCAGACUAAGGUCAAGUCUGUUCUUGUGGACUUCCUCAUCGGCUCUGGCCUCAAGACCAUGUCCAUCGUGAGCUAUAACCACUUGGGCAACAACGACGGACAGAACCUGUCUGCACCGCUGCAGUUCCGCUCCAAGGAGGUGACAAAGAGCAGUGUGGUGGACGACAUGGUUCAGAGCAACCGUGUGCUCUACGCGCCUGGAGAGGAGCCAGACCACUGUGUGGUGAUCAAAUAUGUGCCCUAUGUUGGUGACAGCAAGCGUGCCCUGGAUGAGUACACCUCAGAGCUGAUGCUGGGUGGGACAAACACCUUGGUGCUCCAUAAUACCUGUGAGGACUCUCUCCUGGCCGCACCAAUCAUGCUGGACCUAGUUCUGCUCACUGAGCUGUGUCAGCGAGUGAGUUUCUGCACAGCCUCGGACCCCGAGCCUCAGGGCUUCCACCCAGUGCUGUCAGUGCUCAGCUUCCUCUUUAAGGCACCGCUUGUGCCCCCUGGCAGCCCUGUGGUGAAUGCCCUCUUCCGCCAGCGCAGCUGUAUCGAGAAUAUUUUCAGGGCUUGUGUGGGUCUCCCGCCCCAGAACCACAUGCUGUUAGAGCACAAGAUGGAGCGUCCUGGCCCAGGCACCAAGCCAGGAGAGGUGUCGGCCACCAGCUCACUGCCUUGCAAGAAAGAGUCCACAGCUGCCACCAAUGGCUGCACCGGCGAUGCCAAUGGGCACCCGCAGGCACCGACACCAGAGCUGUCCACUGCUUAAAUCAAGUGACCGGACCUUUCUACCCCCAACGACUCCAACUUGCCAAAGACAAUAAAGGGUCUCCCAUCAAGAAA